This is a messenger RNA of Nycticebus coucang (slow loris), 3000 nucleotides long. It is a transcript of the gene PLEKHA4, whose product is annotated as pleckstrin homology domain containing A4. Lineage: Eukaryota; Metazoa; Chordata; Mammalia; Primates; Lorisidae. The record is from RefSeq and is a predicted model, not a curated record. The coding region runs from base 488 to 2827 and encodes 779 amino acids. The transcript is spliced from 20 exons.
UAGAGGAAAGAGAAACUGGGAGAGGAAGGAAGAGAGAAAGAAAGAAAAUCCAAAAGAGAGGGGAGGAAACGGCAGACGUGGAGGGCCAGAGAGAGAGAAAGAGGAAGAGAUUGAAUGUGAGGGAGAGAGACAGGGCAAGACAGGGAAAGAAUGAGAUAGAGACUUAGGGAGGACUCUGAGAGUCCUAGAGAAAAAGAAAGAAUUGGACAGAAACAAAGACUGGGAGAGACAGUGACGGAGGGAGAGUAUGAGUGAAGGAGAGACUGGAAGACAGAGAUUGAAGAGAGGGAGACAGAAUGUGAGGCUGGGAGAAAGACAGUCUAAAAGAAAGAUAGGGAGAGUGUGAGCAUUAGAAACAAGAAAGAGACAAACAGAGAGGGUUCAGUGACCUGGUAAGAAGAGACGGAGAAGUAUGAGAGACAGCACCUAAGGAGGUAGGAGACUAUCCUCUUGCCCCCUGUCCUUGGAACCCAAGAGCUGGCCCUCAAUGGAGGAGAGCAGACCUCGGAGCAGCCUCAGCCUGGCCAGCAGUGCCUCCACCAUCUCCUCACUCAGCAGCCUGAGCACCAAGAAGCCCACGAGGGCAGUAAACAAGGUCCAUGCCUUUGGAAAGAGGGGCAAUGCACUCAGAAGGGACCCCAACCUCCCUGUGCACAUCCGAGGCUGGCUUCAUAAGCAGGACAGCUCCGGGCUUCGGCUCUGGAAACGCCGCUGGUUUGUCCUCUCUGGCCAUUGCCUCUUCUAUUACAAGGACAGCCGCGAGGAGAGUGUCCUGGGCAGUGUCCUGCUCCCCAGCUACAAUAUUAAGCCAGAUGGGCCAGGAGCCCCCCGAGGACGGCGCUUCACCUUCACUGCAGAACACCCAGGUAUGAGGACCUAUGUUUUGGCUGCUGACACGUUGGAGGACCUGCGGGGCUGGCUCCGUGCUCUGGGCCGGGCAUCCCGCGCGGAGGGGGACGAUUGUGGGCAACCCAGGUCACCCACACAUCCCCAGCCUGGGGAGGGACCUGGUGGUCCUGGUGGUCCUCCAGAGGUGAGCAGAGGGGAAGAGUGUUACAUCUCAGAAUCACCAGAGCUGGCUCGAUUCUCCAGAGUUCGCGGUAGAUCCAGGCUUCUCACUCCCAGCCCCACAGCUGACCUCCAGUCUGGACUUCGGGUUCAGAGGGCCAGGAGCCCAGACCUGUUCACACGUCUCUCAUGCUCACCCUCCCCUCUGAGCCUCCCCAGACCCCAUUCUGCUCCUGCCCGGCGACCCCCUCCCUCCUCAGGAGACACAGCACAGCCUGCCCGACCUCAUACCCCUCUUAGUCGCAUUGAUGUCCGGCCUCCUCUGGAUUCAGCCCCUCAACGCCAGACCCUCUCCCGACCUCCCACACCCCGCCGAGGACCUUCCUGUGAGGCUGGGGGAGGAAGACCUCCCAGGAGCCCCCAGCCCUGGAGUCAGGAGCCCAGAACACAGACACCCUCUGGCUCCUCCACUUAUCUCCAGCUGCCCCCACGGCCUCCUGGGACACGGGCCUCCAUGGUUUUAUUGCCAGGUCCCCCCCUGGAGUCAACCUUCCACCAAAGCUUGGAGACAGAUACCCUGUUGACCAAGUUGUGUGGGCAGGACCGGCUCUUGAGGAGGCUGCAGGAGGAGAUAGACCAGAGGCAGGAAGAGAAGGAACAGCUAGAAGCAGCCCUGGAGUUGACCCGGCAACAGCUGGGCCAAGCAACCAAGGAGGCUGGAGCUCCAGGAAGGGCCUGGGGUCGCCAACGGCUCCUGCAGGACCGACUGGUCAGUGUGAGGGCCACCCUUUGUCAGCUGACUCAGGAGCGAGAGCGGGUUUGGGACACGUACAGAGGCCUAGAACAGGAGCUGGGCACCUUAAGAGAGACCCUCGAGUACUUGCUGCACCUCGGGUCUCCUCAGGACAGAGCAUCUGCUCAGCAGCAGCUGUGGAUGGUAGAAGACACACUGGCAGGUCUGGGUGGUCCCCAGAAACCACCCACCCACACUGAGCCUGAUCCCCCAUCUCCUGUGCUCCAAGGCAAGGAGUCCUCAGAGAAGGAGAGCCUGCUUGAGUCCUUGGAACUGAGUUCCUUUCGGUCCCCUGAGGCUGACUGGGGGCGGCCCCCCGGGGGUGACAAAGACCUGGCGAGCCCUCCCUCAGGUCUUGGGUCUCCGAGGAUCUCCCGGGCUUCCACUCCUGAGGGUCACCAUCUUUCUUCCCCACAGCUGGGAAACAAGGCCCCCAUGGCCCGGCCCCGGAUGAGUGCUCAGGAGCAGUUGGAGCGGAUGCGCAGAAACCAGGAAUGUGGACGGCCUCUCCCCCGCCCUGCCUCCCCCCAGCUCCUCACCCUGGGGAGAACCCUGUCCCCAGCCAGACACCAACCUGAAAUGGAGCAAAGGCCUGUCCUAGGGCACUCGGGAGCCCAGAAGUGGCUCAGAAGCUCUGGGUCCUGGAGUAGUCCGAGGAAUACCAUCCCUUACUUGCCGACAUCUGGAGGCCACCGGGAGCGGGUCCUCAGCCUCUCGCAAGCCCUGGCCACUGAGGCGUCGCAGUGGCACAGAAUGAUGACGAGAGGUGGAAAUCUUGACUCACAGAGAGACCCUGUCCCUCCUGCGCCGCCGCCUCCGACGGAUCUUACAACCCAGGAGACCCCUCCAAGAUCUCCUCGGGUGGCUAAUUCCAGUACUUCAGGGUUCUCCCGUGGAGGUAGUGGACAAGGCGGAGGCCACGCCCCCUGGGAGUCCGCGUGGGAUUCCGGGACGGUCUCCGGAGCCCUGACCCAAGAUGAGGGGGCGUGGCCUCUGCGAGUCACUCUGCUACAGUCCAGCUUCUAACCCGCCCAAGCGCAACAGCCAAUCGGUGCGGGAGAGCAUGGCCUGGAGAAACCUUAAGGGCAUCUGGGGGCGUGGUGUAUCCCAUUACGUGUCCUCGGAGGGGACUGGUUUCUAGGUUCCAAGAUGGUUUUCCCAAUACUGUCCAAAUUUGGAUUAAAACUUUGAAGUCUUUA